AUGGUCAAGAAGCGAGCGUCGAACGGACGCAACAAGAAGGGACGUGGUCACGUCAAGCCAAUUCGCUGCUCCAACUGCUCGAGAUGCACACCCAAGGACAAGGCUAUCAAGAGAUUCACCAUCCGCAACAUGGUCGAGUCCGCUGCCGUCCGUGAUAUCUCGGAUGCCUCCGUUUUUGAUGAGUACACUGUCCCAAAGAUGUACUUGAAGCUGCAGUAUUGUGUCUCUUGCGCCAUUCACGGAAAGAUCGUACGUGUUCGAUCCCGGGAAGGUCGCCGCAAUCGUGCUCCUCCUCCAAGAAUGCGAUUCCAAAAGGAUGUGAAGAAGCUGAACCCCCAGCAGGCUGCUAAGACUGCUAAGGCAUAA
Ophidiomyces ophidiicola is the source of this 366-nucleotide messenger RNA. It is a transcript of the gene RPS26A, whose product is annotated as 40S ribosomal protein S26. Lineage: Eukaryota; Fungi; Ascomycota; Eurotiomycetes; Onygenales; Onygenaceae. Gene Ontology annotation, cellular component: cytosolic small ribosomal subunit; ribosome. Gene Ontology annotation, molecular function: mRNA binding; structural constituent of ribosome. The transcript has 4 exons. Gene Ontology annotation, biological process: translation. The record is from RefSeq and is a predicted model, not a curated record. Bases 1 to 366 code for a protein of 121 amino acids.